Sphaerodactylus townsendi is the source of this 2701-nucleotide messenger RNA. RefSeq names its product protein ANTAGONIST OF LIKE HETEROCHROMATIN PROTEIN 1-like. The record is from RefSeq and is a predicted model, not a curated record. Bases 49 to 1500 code for a protein of 483 amino acids. Lineage: Eukaryota; Metazoa; Chordata; Lepidosauria; Squamata; Sphaerodactylidae. The transcript is spliced from 3 exons.
UGCCAGUUGCAGGGAUUUCCAAACUCCAAAACUAAACUGAUCUCCAGCAUGGAGAGAAAGGAGGAAAAACAGAAUCUGGAUACAAAAAGCCCUCUGGAAGAAGAGAUCUCAGAAGGCAUUGGCUUGGAAUGGAGUCUCACAGAAGACAAAAUGGCUUCCACUGCCAUUACUGUUGCCACAGCCGCAGUGGCCGCCGUGAAGACCAUCACUGGGAUCCAGUCUCGCAUCUUCACAAGACUGGCCAUGCGCCAGAAGUUUCUGAGGCGGGAACACGAUGACUUGGAUGAGCUUGAGCAGCUGGUAGAAAAUGCGGCCACUGCACGCCUCCGGGCCAUAGUUGAAUCGAGCAUUGACUCUUUGAAAGCCAUGAUGUGCUCCUGUCUCUUCCAGUCACCAGCUGUCCUCGCCGGCUUGAUAGACGAGCUGUAUAUCAUGGAGCGUGCCUUCUGGGUGCAACCAGGCCGCUCUGAGUGGUGGGAGAAAGUGGUCUUGCCCCACUGGGAUGACCCUCUUUGGCAAGAGAACUUCAGGAUGAGCCGGCAAACAUUCAUGGAGCUGUGCAACAGGCUGAGGCCAGUCCUUGAGCGGCAGACCACCAACAUGCGUGCCCCCAUUACUGUAGAGAAGCAGCUGGCCAUUGCUGUCUGGAAGCUAGCGACUCCAGAUAGCUACAGGUCAGUGGCAGAGUGUUUUGGUGUGGGCCGCUCCACAGUCUCGAGGAUAGUCAUGGAAGUUUGCCAGGCCCUUUAUGACGUUUAUCACCACGUGGUCCACCUGACCCAUCCCCACAAGGUGAUGAAAGGGUUUGCAGCCAAAGGCUUUCCUCACUGCAUAGGGGCCAUUGAUGCAACACACAUUCCUAUCAUUGCCCCUGCGCACCGAGCAACAGAGUACAUCAACAGCAAAGGCUAUUACUCUAUGGUCUUGCAGGCCCUGGUGGACCAUGACGGCCGAUUCACGGAUGUGUAUGCUGGGCGGUCUGGGAAGGUGCACGACGCAAGGAUCUUUCGCAGCUCUCCUAUUUUCCGUGCCAUGAAUCAAGGCACAUUUGGUCCCAAUGCCAUUAUGGAGAUAGAGGGUGAGCAAGUGAAACCAGUGAUCCUCGGGGACCCUGCUUAUCCUCUCCUGCCGUGGCUAAUGACUCCUUACUGCGGCCACUUGGACACCAGCAAGCAGCGUUUCAACAACACCCUGAACCGCUGUCGAACAGUGGUUGAAUAUGCAUUCGAUCACCUCCGGGGCCGUUGGCGGUGCUUGCUGUCCCGCCUAGACGUGAGGGAGCGCUAUGCGCCCAGGGUCAUUGUGGCCUGUUGCAUAUUGCACAACAUCUGUGAGGCCAAAGGGGAGCCCCUUCAGGAUGGGUGGGAAGAGGUGGUGAGGUCUGUCUCAAGGUCAUACCAGCAGCCAGAGCGGCAGCCGGUGUAUGUGUCAAAUCCCCACGCUCAGGAGAUCAGAGACCUUUUCAGUGCGUACUUGCAAAGGAGAGAGCAGGGAAACUAAAAUUUGUAAUUGUUCCCCACCUCCAACAAAGAAGCUUUGCUGCAGGUAUAAGAAGAAAAAUGCACCUCUUUCGUAACAACUGCUGUUGACAUUUUUGAUAGCAGCUAUUGAUUUGUAGCUUUCCUGCUCUGGGUUCUUGUCAGUCUAUAAUCCUGGCCAGAUACCUCCAUCCAGCUCACUGAAUUUUGAGCGUUUGUCCCUUCGAGACUGGAUUGCCAUUGUGUGGGUGAAGCAUCUGCUGCCUAGUGGUGGCCCUGCCUGGCUUGAUGAAGGUGGCCUUGGCCGUGGUGCCAGAGCUCCCCCAGCUUUUCUUCUUGGGGUUGUGCUGUAUAGAGUAGCUCAGGGCUUAUUCACCAUCAUGCCCCAGCUAAUGUCAAGCUCAGUGUAUCUAGCAGGUCACAUACUGGCUUUGACGGUCUGGACAGGUGAGGAUAGCAGUGACCUGGGAGUGGAGAAAGGGAGGGAUCCUUUUCUAUUUUUACUCCAUAUUCAGGAACAGAUCAGUUUCUGGUUUGAUUUAAGUUUAAGGAAGCACAGCCCUUGCAAGGAAGGAGAAUCAGUUAAAAUGACCUGCCCUUGGGGGAAUGGUGGCUCCAAAGGGAUCCUAUCAGCUUGGGUAUGUUUUCCACCUGAGAUCCAGGUGGUGUCGCAGUUAACAUCAUCUGGGAGAUCCCGAUUCAAAACCCCAUUUUUCCAUGGAAAGUUGAUAGACUACCUUGAUCUAGCCACACACUGUCAGCCUAUUCUUCCUUGCAAGGUUGUUGUGAAUAUAAAAUAGAGGAGGGGAGAAAAUUGUUGCAUCAGCGUUUAAAUGAAUAUGUGACCAGCAAGCAUGCGGCUGAUUUGGUGGGCAUCUGGAAUUGGGAGUUUCAUAAGAGAUGGAUAUGAUUGUUCCCUCUGCACUCUUACACAUGAUUGAACUCUUCCAGGGCCCUGGUUCUCAGCACAACUGAAGGCUGUGAAGCAGCCAGUGGGACAAUAGUUGGGGUGAUAGGGCAGGAGAAAUUGGUUUGAAUCUGACCAGACGCAAGGAAGAGCAUCUCUGCUGCCACAGUGGAAGCAAAGAAAAUACCACCACAGCAUGCGUGCAUUGCUGAUCAGUGAGGGUGGACAGCAUGGUGUAGUGGUUAGGAGCAGUGGACUGUAAUCUGGAGAACCGGGUUUGAUUCCAAACUCCUCCACGAGCGCGUUGGACUCUUAU